This is a messenger RNA of Symbiodinium necroappetens, 2800 nucleotides long. The record is from the annotation of a GenBank genome assembly. Lineage: Eukaryota; Dinophyceae; Suessiales; Symbiodiniaceae.
GACGUUCCUGGGUCUUCAUUUCUGCGCCGUGCCGUCACCCGUGGUUUCCGAAUUGUCGUCGAGCGCCGGGGACACGGCAGAAAACUCCGUGGCCCGCGAUGGAACCUUUUUGGAGACUCAGUGUCCUGGCAGAAAGCGGUUCCUGUCGCACAUCCAUGUCGUGACCCGGGAUGAUUCUGAGCAGAUCAUUCGUGCUGUGCAGGAGAGGACGAACAAUGCACCCAUGUUUUGGAUCGGCUUCUCCUCUGGCAGCAAGUUGCCAAUCGAGGCGGUCGGCAAGUAUGACGAACGCCGGAAGAACGGUGAUUUGACUGCACCGAAGUUUGUUGCGACUGCUUGCAUUGCGCCUGGCUACAAUCUGGAAACGUGCUUCAAUGGCUUCAAGUUUCCGUACAGUUGGCUUUGCCUCAGCAGUACGAAAAGUAAGUUCUUGCUCGAGAACGAGGAGGUCCUCCGUGCACAUGAUCCGGCUGCCUACGAGGCUGCUGUGAAUUCUUCUGACCUGCAAGAGCUUCUCUCGCAGGUGGUCCCAUUUGCUGGAUAUUCCUCUGACAAAGACUAUUUUGCCCACGAGAACCCCGUGUUGUUUGCUCCGCUGGUCCAGACUCCAACGCUCGUCGUCAAUGCACUGGACGACCCGUUGACCGUGCCCUCGAAUGCCUUUGGCAAGAUGCCAGGACGGGAGGACGGAGCAACUUUCGCUGAUAUGAUUCGCGAAUCGACCUGUGGCCUACUCUUGAUGGCGCCUUCAGAUGCAGACGGAAUAGACAUCGACAUGAAGCUGAAUGAGCGUUGGGCUACAGAGGAAGAUCAGGAUGACACGGGGGUGGAGAUCUCCCGUUACAGUCUCGGCAGUCUUGGCACCAUGGAGGAGGCUUCCUCGCAACGUGCCGCUGACUUGGGGACAGACUCACGGACAUCCGCAGAUUCAAGAGGAUCGGGAAGCAGUGCUAGCAGCGAGAUCAUGCCCGCGAUUCCGACUGCUGGGAGCGGGGCUCCUUAUUUGCGCUCUCGGCUGAAGGGCCUGAAUAUAGAGGAAGCACGGGCCAUUCGACGACGCUUGCGCGUGCGGCUCGGGGCCAUUACGCAAACAAAGCUGGUGUCCGGUAAGUCGCUCCAUGAUGCGGUGUCCGCAUUGGGCCUAACAAGAUAUGGACUGCAAGAGAUCAACGACAUCGUCAACUGCCUUGCGGAUUUCAUUGGCCUCCGCUUCUUAGCUCCAGACCACAAGGGGCGGCCGAGUCAGACUUCAGUGACGGCAGCGCACAUCUUCAGCUUUCAUGACGACGAUGCCCAGAACCUCGGAAUUCCUGAGUGGGAGUGGCCCCCAUACCGGGAGUCGUAUUCCACUUCAUCGAUUCACAAGAGUGCGUCUCUGCAGUGGCACGCCCUCGACAAGCCGCGGCAGCAGAAGUACAAUGCAGUGCCUGCUCAGGCGCUCAUGGAGCUCUGCUUGGCUGAGGAGACGGAUAUUCAGUACAAGAUCUUCGGAUCUUAUCUGAAACCGUUCCAAGCCAUUCGGGAGAUUUUGCUUGCUGGGGAUACAAACCGGCUUGUCGCGGAGCUGACUUUCGUUCGCAUCAACGACCUGGCGGUGCCACCUGAGCCUCUGCACCCGCUUCUCCUGCUUGAGCCUUUCGUCGCCGUGCUGAUCAUCGCUAAUGGUGUGAUGAUCGGGUUCCAGACAGAUCCCGCAUAUCAGGACUGGGACGGCUGGGCCUAUUUCGAAGCAGCAUUCGCUUCCUUUCUCUUGCUCGAGAUCGCGUUCCGCGUGCAUCUACUGAAAUGCCGACAGUUUUGGUGCGGCACAGAGCGGUACUGGAAUUUCUUUGAUAUUUUUCUGGGAGUGACUGGAGUCACGGACGUCGUGAUUCAGUUCAGCACUGACCAAAAGGUCGACUUUUUUGCCACGUCACUUCUUCGAUUCUGUCGACUGAUCCGCCUCGUACGCAUCGUCAAGGUGUUCCGGUUGAAGUUCAUGAGAGACCUGCGGCUCAUGGUGAAAGGGUUGAUUGCCGGGGUCAAGACUCUGAUCCUGGCCUUCACGCUGCUGUUCUCUGUCAUAUACGUGAUAUCCGGUUUUGCCACUAUGGUGCUUGGAGGCCACGAAGCCAUCGAUCGACUGGAUCUGGAAAUGCACUUUCGGACCCUGCCGGAUUCCAUGUUUACAUGUUUUCGCUGCUUCACAGGUGAGUGUGUCGACGAGUACGGGAAGCCGUUGACCCACAUGCUGGCACAAGAGUUUGGCCAUAUCUUUGUUUUCAGCUAUGUUUUCAGCUACAUGCUGGUGGCGAUGGGAAUCUUCAAUGUGAUCUUGGCCGUUUACGUUGACAUUACGAUGAAGGCGGCUAAAGAGAAUGAGGCGGUUACAGCUGACCAGCAUGCACGCGAGUCUAUCCGCAUUGCUCGGACCACGCGCGAACUGCUGAAGAAGUUCGCAGCUGCGUAUCAUCUCUUUCAGGACAUUGAGGAAAGUGACAUGAGCAGCAUUGACAUCAGUCCCAAUGCGGCCCUUUUCACGGAUGACGAGAUCCAGGACAACAUUGCCGUUACCAAGGAGCUCUUCCUACUGGUCAUUCAGGACCGACAGGUUCAACUGCUGAUGGACGAUCUGGACCUCCCCCCGGAUCGUGCGAAUCUCUUCGAGGUGAUCGAUGCAGACGGAAGUGGGACGCUGCACAUAGCAGAGCUGGUCCACGGCUUGCUGAAAAUCCGUGGAGAGGUCACCAAGAGCGACACAGUCGCUGCUCUGCUUGCGACAAAGGCUGUGCAGGCGAUGCUUAGCGAGAUACACAAAGAG